This is a messenger RNA of Entrophospora sp. SA101, 2334 nucleotides long. The record is from the annotation of a GenBank genome assembly. NCBI's taxonomy places the organism in Eukaryota, Fungi, Glomeromycota, Glomeromycetes, Entrophosporales, Entrophosporaceae.
AUGAAAACGAAAGAAAAUGUAGCAAUUAAAUCUGUAUCAAGAUCAAAAUUGACAAAAAAAUUACUUGAAAACUUAGAAUCAGAAAUAAAAAUUCUCAAACGAAUUCAACAUGAUCACAUAGUUCAAUUAGUUGAUUGUGAAAAAUCUGAGAGUCACAUACAUUUAAUUAUGGAAUAUUGUACUAUGGGUGAUUUAUCGCAAUAUAUAAAGCAAAGAGGAGCAAAUAACCACUCAUCAUCAAAGGGUCCAUCUGUUGGGCUAAGUGAAUACGUUGUCCGUCAUUUUUUAAAACAAUUAGCGAAUGCAUUGGAAUUCUUACGAUCACAAAAUUUAAUACAUCGUGAUAUAAAACCUCAGAAUCUUUUAUUGGUAGAACCUAAACAGAAAAAUUACGGAUCUGUGGUCGGGUCACCGGAUUUACCAAUUUUAAAGAUAGCAGAUUUUGGAUUUGCGCGUUCAUUGCCGUCUUCAUCUUUAGCAGAGACAUUAUGUGGCGAUAAAAUAAAGUUUCCUAGUAAAAAUCCUGGAGUGGCGAUCCAUUCAGCAAAUACUCACGAUGACAAUUUGCCUGCCACCUCACCUACUAAUUCGACUUCUCUAAUUAGUGAAGAACUUAAAGAUUUAAUAAGACAUUUGUUGAAACGUAAUCCUGUAGAACGUAUUUCUUUUGAAGAAUUUUUUAUGCACCCUUGUGUUGUAGGUGAUUUAAUACCUCAACCAUUGACAAAUUCAUUUGAUCCAAAAGAGAAACCAGGCGAUAAUUUGAAACCUAAUAGGAUCACAAAUACGCCAUCAACAAACAAUUACUACGCAUCAAACCAAUCACAAAAGAACUCGUUUAAAGAUAACAGUAAUAAUGCUAAAUAUCAACAAAUUUUACAAAGGUCUCCUAAAUCCCCAAACAUAGAUAAAAUGUUUGAACGAUCAAAGGACAACAACAACAAUAAUAAUGAAUUUCUUCAAGUCAACAACGAAGUUCAGCCUUCCUAUGAUAAUCGAUCUCCAUCACCUUCAUUAUUAGUGCAAACACCUUACCCACAGGAUGAACUUGUAAAAAGGCAAAACACUGAUGCUGAAAACUUUGAACAUUCAAAUAGAUCAAAUAGUGCCGAAGAUGAUGUUCAAUUUGCGAGGGAAUAUGUUUUGAUUGAGAAACGUGCAGUCGAGGUUAAUAAAUUGGCUGAUGAUCUUGCUGUAAUACCCAAAUCGAAUGGAAGUUCACAGCGACCUUUUCAUAAAGGUACAGCCUUUGCGUUUUCAGAUGCCUUGCCCUCAAAACCCCUUGAUUUUCCAUAUAAGACUUCACCAAAUCAAAAUUCUUUCUUUUAUUCGACAACACCACCUUUUGCUAUACCACAAUCCAGUCAAGACAAAAGUAGCCCUGUUGGAAGUAUAGGUAGUAGUGCAUCUUCGGCUCUUGCUAGAGCUUUAAAUGUUGCAUCAGUUCGUUUAUUUGGUACUGGUAAUUCACCGCCAUCUUGGAGUGAUAAAUAUUCAAAACAAAAAGGCAAUUCUGCUUUACUUACAAAUGACGUUAUACUUGAUCCCGAGGAAGAAGCAGUAAUUAAAGCAAUAGAGGAGUAUGCUCAAAAGGCACAUUUUGUUCAUCAAUUUGCUGAUUCAAAAAUUAAUCAACUCUUACCACCACCACCUACUAGCAGCAAUGAAUUAGCAUAUAAUUCACCACCCACGCCUCAAGCUGCUAUUACUUUGGCUGAAGAAGCAUUUGUUCUAUAUGUUAAAGCACUUUCAAUAUUACAAGCAGCAAUUGUUUGUGCAAAAGAUUAUUUAUCAAAAUCAAAUGAAAAAGAAGAUUUAUUUAAAAAAAAUGCACAUCCUAAAUUAAAUACCGCUGUGCAAUGGGUUCGUGCAAGAUUCAAUGAAUGUUUGGAAAAGGCUGAGUAUGCAGAAUCUAGAUUCCUCGCAAAUGGAGAAAUGACGACCGAGGUUGUUGUAGAGAAGUUGCUUUAUGAUAAAGCAUUAGAAAUGUUAUUAAAUCAAUCAAAAGAACUAGAAGUAUCAAAAGCACCAAUUGAAGAAGAACAAAAAGAAGAAUCGUUGACGAUGUUAAAUCAAAACCAAAUUUUACCAUUAGAGAUACUUGGAGUUAUUUUCGAGUAUCUUGACUUGUUGGAGAUAGUAAAGACCGUUAUGGCUACAUGCCAGCAAUGGAGAGAAAUCGGAAUAAACAUUAUUUCCAGACGGUUAAGGUGCGAAAUAGAGCGCAUAUCUGAAUCUCUGGUCUAUUUUUCUGGUACAAAUCGAAAAAAUAAUGAUGACGAUGAUAAUGUUGAAGCUCAACAAGAUGGUGAAAGAUCUCCACGAAAUAAUUGA